AUGGCAGCACCCAACCGGAGGAUUGAGCAGGAGGAUGCCCGGCACGUCUGCUUCUCCAAGCGCCUCCUGGUGUUCUUCAGCAAGGCCACCAGUCUGGCGUUCCUCACCGGUGCCCAGGUGGCCACCCUAUUCUUCUCGCCCGGUGGCAACGUCUUCUCCUUCGGCCACCUUAUCGUGGAACGCUUCCAUCCGGGGGAGGGUGUGGGUGCUGACGCGAGGGAGGAGGGCUCUGUCGGCGAAGUUAAAAAGCUGGAGCAGCUCCACCAGGAGUUCGACGAGCUGCGCAUCAAGCUGGUUGAGGUGAAGAAGCGCACCGAGCGCAAGGAGUUAGUGGUUUGGGUGGACCUGAACGUGCACGACAUGGGCGACGAGGACAUGUCGGCCUUCUUUGCCGCGCUGAUGUGUAGAAAUUUGCACCCCAACCAGGGGUUCGCGUCCGAGAUUAAUAGGCAGAAGCACAUGGUGAUGGAGGUGCCUCUAGCAGAGGUGGUCACCGACGGGAUGGAUAUGCAGGAGAUGCCUCCGCCGCCGGGGUUCGCCGCAGGCAUGGAUAUGGAGGAGAUGCAGAUGGCGAUUCCUCAGCCGCCAGGGUUGGACGAUGAGAUGGGGAUGCAAAUGGCGAUACCGCAGUUGCUUAUGGCGAUUCCUCCGUCACCGGAGAUCCCUGUCGGGUUGGAGACGAAUGCCGGCUUCCCGUUCCCAUAA
Triticum dicoccoides is the source of this 705-nucleotide messenger RNA. RefSeq names its product agamous-like MADS-box protein AGL61. Lineage: Eukaryota; Viridiplantae; Streptophyta; Magnoliopsida; Poales; Poaceae. The coding region runs from base 1 to 705 and encodes 234 amino acids. The transcript is spliced from 2 exons. Gene Ontology annotation, molecular function: protein dimerization activity; DNA binding. The record is from RefSeq and is a predicted model, not a curated record.